CCUUAUUUUGUGGGAUUGACUGAAGUCAAACAAUGUCUACUCCUCCUCUUGCUGGGACAGGGAUGCCUCCUGGUGCUUUCUCAGGACCACAGGCUCAAGCAGCCCGGGAAGUGAACACAGCUUCUCUCUGUCGCAUUGGCCAAGAGACUGUGCAGGAUAUUGUAUUUCGGACAAUGGAAAUCUUUCAGCUACUGAGAAAUAUGCAGCUACCAAAUGGUGUUACGUAUCAUACUGGGACAUACCAAGACAGAUUAGGAAAGCUACAAGAACAUCUCCGUCAACUAUCAAUACUCUUCAGGAAACUGAGAUUAGUGUAUGACAAAUGCAAUGAAAACUGUGCAGGGUUAGAUCCUGUUCCCAUAGAGCAACUUAUUCCAUAUAUUGAAGAGGAUGGAUCCAAGCAUGAUGAUCGUGGUGUUGCCAGCCAGCUUCGUUUUGCUAGUGAGGAGAGAAGGGAAAUCAUGGAAGUAAAUAAGAAACUGAAACAGAAGAAUCAGCAGCUGAAGCAAAUUAUGGAUCAAUUACGGAAUCUCAUUUGGGACAUAAAUGCCAUGUUGGCAAUGAGGAACUGAACUAUGAUACAAUUCAAGUAUUUUUUUCUAAUUAUGAAAAUGGACUUUAUUUGUUUUAAAGAAAACUUAAUUUCUUUUUUUCUGAAAGGCCAUGUAUUUUCCCCUCUCCUAAUACCAUUCCUAUACAAAACUUUAAUGUUUUUAAAUAGUUUCUUUUGUAAUAUUUAAAUGUAUGUUCUGUUUGUAUAUACAAUUCAUCAUAUAAUUUGUACAUACAAUAGACUUUGAUUUGUGUUUACCGCAAUAAGCUUUGUAACCUCUAGUCAUAUUUUUGGUAGCAUUUUUUAAAGCUGUCUUCAAUACUUGAGUUUGAAAUAAGUUUCUCAGUGUUUGAACAAAUAAAGCUUUUGUUUUAAAAAUAGUCAAUGCUCAAAUAUGUUCAGUUAUAUUUUCAGUAUUUUCACUGGUCUGUAGUGAACAGUGCUUACAUGGGAAA
This is a messenger RNA of Pelodiscus sinensis (Chinese soft-shelled turtle), 1008 nucleotides long. Lineage: Eukaryota; Metazoa; Chordata; Testudines; Trionychidae. The record is from RefSeq and is a predicted model, not a curated record.